Dama dama (fallow deer) is the source of this 3354-nucleotide messenger RNA. Its product is annotated as guanylate cyclase D-like. Gene Ontology annotation, molecular function: guanylate cyclase activity; peptide receptor activity; ATP binding. Gene Ontology annotation, biological process: intracellular signal transduction; protein phosphorylation; cGMP biosynthetic process. NCBI's taxonomy places the organism in Eukaryota, Metazoa, Chordata, Mammalia, Artiodactyla, Cervidae. The record is from RefSeq and is a predicted model, not a curated record.
AUGAGCCAGGACGAGGAGUGGGGCCAUGAGUUGCUGGUGGAAGAGGCAGACCCUCAGGUGGCAGAGUCUGUCACUUAUCCUGUUCUUCCCACGGCCUGUGACAGCCCUAGUGCCCUGGCCACAUUCUUGGCCCACAAGUACACUGUGGCUGCCUUCGUGGGCCCUGUCAAUCCUGGUUACUGCCCAGCUGCAGCUGUGCUGGCCAAAGGCUGGGGCAAGACCCUCUUUUCCUGGGCAUGUGGGGAUGCAGGGGGAGGAGGUGAGCUGGUGCCCACCUUGCCUUCGGCUGUCUGCGUGCUGCUCUCUGUCAUGAGACACUUUGGCUGGGCUCACGUGGCCCUCGUGUCCUCCCACCAGGACAUCUGGCUGGCUACUGCGGCCAUGACUCUCAGGACACACGGGCUGCCUGUGGGGCUGGUGACCUCUCUGGGACCUGGGGAGCAGGAGGCCACGGAGGUCCUGAAGCCGCUUUGCAGUGUGGAUGGCCUGAAAAUUGUGGUGCUGUGCAUGCCCUCAGCACUCCUGGGCGGCUCCGAGCAGACCGCCCUGCAGAGCAGGGCAUGGGCCCAGGGCCUGACAGAUGGGAGGCUGGUCUUCCUGCCCUAUGACACGCUGCUCUUCGCCUUGCCCUACCGUAACUGCUCCUAUCGCCUGGGCGCCAGCGGGCCCCUGUGGGAGGCAUACGAUGCAGUGCUGACCAUCAGCUUGGAGUUCAGCCUCAGAGACAUGGCCUUUGAAGCUGCCAGGGCUGAUGGAGAGGUGACUGCCCUGGAGCCAGAGCAGGUGUCCCCGCUCUUUGGAACCAUCUAUGAUGCUGUUGUCCUGCUGGCCCACGCCCUGAACCACUCUGAGAGCCAUGGGGCAGGACUCUCAGGGCCCCACUUGGGGGACCACACAGGGUCUCUGGAUGUGGCUGGCUUUAACCAGAGGAUCCGGACAGAUAAGAAGGGGAGGAGGCUGGCUCAGUAGGUCAUUUUGGACACAGAUGGUCGGCGAAGCCAGCUGGUUCCCACCCACACCCUGGACGCAGAAACAUGGCAAGUACAGCCCCUGAAUAGGGCUAUCCACUUUCCAGGAGGAGUCCCUCCAGCUCGUGACUCCAACUGCUAGUUUGACCCUAAUACACUAUGCAUAAGAGGUGAGCAGCCCCCCGAGGCCUCCUCGCUCUGGCCCUGUCCUGUGUCCUGCAUCUGGCAGCUGCAGCUGGUGCGGGGCCCCCACCAGAUCCUGCUGAUGGCCUAGGAGCUCACCUUCAUCCAGCGGCCCCUGAGCAGACAGAAGCUGCACGUGGACAGUGUGAGUGAAUCAAGAAGUGUGGCAGACAAUGGGAGCUUGAGGUCUGUGGCCCAGGGGUCAGCAAGGAGCCUACCGGCCCCCCAGGAGCCCACCAACAUGGCUCUGUACCAGGGAGAGUGGGUGUGGCUGAAGAGAUUUGAAGGUGAAACAGCCCCUGAGCUGUGGCCAAGCUGCCUUAGUGUCCUGAGAAAGGCUCUGCGGCUAGACUGGACCUUCAAGGCCUCCCUGCUGCUGGAUUUGAUCCAUGAGUCCUUCUCACUCACCACAGGCCUAAGGGAUUCCACUCUGAUGGGGGUGUGGUAUCUACACCAUCGGCAUUUCCCUCAUGGCCGCCUCAAGUCCCGAAACUGCGUGGUGGGGGAGUUUGUGCUGAAGGUCACUGACCAUGGUUAUGCGGAGCUCCUGGAUGCUCAGAGCCAGCCCCAGAAGGUCAGCUCAGGGGUGGGCAGGGGGCUGCCAGAAGAGCUGCUGCGGACGGCUCCGGAGCUGCUGUGGGGGCCUGGAGCACCCGGGCGGGGCACCCUCAGAGGAGACACCUUCAGCAUCGGCAUUAUCCUGCAGGAGGUGCUGACUGGAGGCCCGCCCUAUGGUUCCCCGGGGCUCCCAGCAGAAGAAAUCAUCAGGAAGGUGGUAUCUCCCCCUCCCCGGUGCCAGCCCCUGGUGUCCCCUGACCAUGGGCCACCCGAGUGCAUCCAGCUGAUGAAGCAGUGCUGGGAGGAGGCUCCAGAGGACAGACCCAAUCUGGACCAGAUCUACAGCCAGUUCAAAAGCAUCAACCAAGGCAAGAAGACCAGUGUUGCUGACUCUAUGCUAUGGAUGCUGGAGAGGUAUUCCCAAAACCUGGAGGACCUGAUCCAGGAGCGGACUGAGGAGCUAGAGCUGGAGAGACAGAGGACAGAAAGGUUGCUCUCUCAGAUGCUCCCCCUGUCUGUGACUGAAGCUCUGAAAGUGGGGGCAGCCGUGGAGCCAGAGUACUUUGAUCAGGUUACCAUAUACUUCAGUGACAUUUUGGGCUUUACCACUGUUGCAGCCCUGAGUGAGCCCAUUGAGAUGGUGGGCUUGCUCAAUGACCUCUACACACUGUCUGAUGAGGUUCUGGGCAACCAUGACGUGUAUAAGGUGGAGACCACUGGGGAUGCCUACAUGGUGGCCUCGGGACUGCCCAGGCGCAACGGGAGCUGGCACGUGGCCGAGAUUACCAACAUGGCCCUAGACAUCCUCAGCUCUGUGGGUGGCUUCCGAAUGAGGCAUGCGCCCACUGUGCCCAUUCAUAUCAGGGCUGGCCUGCACUCAGCUAUGGCCCUGCGUGCGGCGGUCGUGGGUUUCACAAUGCCUUGGUAUUGCCUCUUUGGGGACACUGUUAACACCGCAUCCCAGAUGGAGUCUACAGGACCGCCAUACAGAAUUCGUGUCAGCAGAAGCACAGUCCACACACUGCUCAGCCUGGACGAAGGCUACAAAAUUGACAUCAGAGGCCAGACUGAGAUAAAGGGGAAGGGCUUCAAGGAGACCUACUGGCUGCUGGGGAAGGCGGGCUUCCCCAGACCCCCCCCCCCACCCCCGACACCUCUGGACAUCAAACCAGGGGAUGCCUGGCAGGAGCUCAUAAACCAAGAGAUCAAGGUGGCCUUUGCCAAAGCCCGCCAGAGCACAGCGGGACCCUGGGCUGGCCUAACCUCUGUGAGCACUGUGUUGGGAGUCCAGGUCUUGGGCUCCCAAGAUCUCAGGGAAGGACCUGGUGGCUUCAUGUACGAUGUGCGGAUGUCAGCACUCGGGGGCCCCGAGCAGGCAGUGCGGCGGCGCCAACAGCGGGGGAAAUCGGGGCCAGGCCGGAUUUCCUCUGCGGACCUGCGGCUGCUAGAGCCACCCGCCCCUCCGGACCCCGCGGGGCCACGAACUGCACGUGCGGCGGCCCGGCACGGCCUCGGUGGCACAGCGCUUCCUUAUGGACCCCUCUCCCUCCCCGUCCUUUCAUCCUGCCCUCUUCGACCCGCCCCUCCCCAGCCUCGCGGUUUUGGCCGCGAGAAAAUGCUUCCUCCCCUCGCGGGUUCCGGAUAA